UGAGUAGAGUUGGAGUUACCAUCUGAAGUCAAGAUAAAUAUCUAUUUGUUUGAGUUUAAAUAUGUGAAUGGAUAUUGGAAGUAUCUUGCUUACAAUUCAGCAAUUAGGCUGCACGGAGUUCUGUCGUUGAAAAUCAUCAAUUCAUCAAUCAAACACUUUUCUCUGCAAUCAUCAAAACGAUUCAAAAUGUCUACAAGGCGAUCGGCUCGUUUAAGUGCAGCUUCUAAUAUCACCGAGAAACUACAUGAAUCUGCGUCUGCUUCUCCCGUGGCGAAAACUACCAAGGCUAUCGUUGGAAAUGGCCCAGCAGGAUCUAAGGUGAAAGCCAGUAGGAAGAGAAAGGCUGUAUCUCCAGAGAUAUCAGAUUCUUCACUACCUCCCAUAAUAUUAAGCCCCUCGAAGAAGGAGGCUAUAUCUCCAGAAGGAUCCGAACUUUCUCUGCCUCCCAUAAAACCAAAACCCAAAAAGAGGAAAACUGCUUCGAAUGAAUCAUCCGACUCCCUAUCCACCAAAAAUGCGCUUCUAUCAACCCCAAAGAAAAAGAAGACCUCUCCAAUUCUUCCGCCUCCAGUGACUCCAACUCCGGCGGCUAUCGGAUCAAUGUCUAGUCCUUAUAAAGACGUUGAUGACAAUAUGCCUCCACCUCCUGUUCCCGUUGAUCGUCUUGCGGUCCUUAAUGGAACAAAUGCACCCUUGGUAACACCUGAAACCCAUCGACUCCUUGCCAAUAAAUCUAUGGACGAAGUAUCUCCAUCGAAACCACCUGCAGUAAAAGUAUCAACUUCCGAUGUUUUGAACAAAGCUAUAGAGCACUUGAUCAAAGUUGAACCCAAGUUAAAACCAAUUAUUGAGAAACAUCCAUGUAAGAUGUUUUCCGCUGAGGGGUUAACUGAAGAGAUUGAACCAUUCAGGGCGUUAGUCAGUGGAAUUAUAUCUCAACAGGUCUCCGGUGCAGCAGCCAAAUCUAUCAAGGCUAAAUUUGUAGCUCUUUUUAACCCACCUGAUUCAGAUCCAUCUACUCAUACAUUUCCUACCCCUACCGCUAUUGUAGCUACUGACAUAGCUAAUCUCCGCACUGCCGGUCUCUCUCAACGAAAAGCCGAAUAUAUCUCCGGCCUCGCCCUCAAAUUCACAAAUGGUGGCCUAACCACCCCCUUCCUCCUCACCGCCUCCUACGAAGAAGUUUUCGAUUCCCUAAUCCAAGUACGCGGUCUCGGGAAAUGGAGCGUCGAGAUGUUUGCCUGUUUUGCUCUCAAGCGCAUUGAUGUUUUUAGUACCGGAGAUUUAGGGGUUCAAAGAGGAAUGGCUGCGCUCGUUGGAAGGGAUGUUGAAAAAUUGAAAAAAGCAGGAAAGGGAGCAAAAGGGGGUGGAAAAUGGAAGUAUAUGUCCGAGAAGGAAAUGGAAGAGAUGGCUGAGAAGUUUAGUCCUUAUAGAACUAUCUUCAUGUGGUACAUGUGGCGAGUAGAAGAUACCGAUAUCACUACCCUUGAAGAGUAUUCUUGAUCCUGGAAGAUUGUGCAUGUAUACGACUGGACAUGGCAGCAUACACUUCUAUUCGGAGAGAAAGGAAUAGAUACAAAGGAACCCGGUGAUCUAAAACAUGAGGAUAAAUGAACGGAGAUUUUCGAGAAAAGUUAGCUCACGAUUCAUGGAAAUGGGACAACAAGACUCAGGACGCAAAGUCAGGACAAAUUGCAAAACACAGUACACAGAAAGGGAAUAAUGAAAUUUUGCAACUCAUAAUUCAUGAUCUUUUCGUACACGUACACAAAUUGAGGUAUACUUUAUCAUAAACAGCGGUAGAUGCUUUCUCACUAUUGUAAUGUACAAUUCCCGCUUCUUAAUCUUUUGAUCUAGUGUUCAAUCAAUUAUUUUU
Molecule: messenger RNA, 1876 nt
Organism: Botrytis porri
Lineage: Eukaryota; Fungi; Ascomycota; Leotiomycetes; Helotiales; Sclerotiniaceae
Exons: 5
Coding region: 187-1503 (438 amino acids)
Biological process (GO): DNA alkylation repair; base-excision repair; base-excision repair, AP site formation
Cellular component (GO): protein-DNA complex; nucleus
Molecular function (GO): alkylated DNA binding; DNA-3-methyladenine glycosylase activity; DNA-7-methylguanine glycosylase activity
Source: RefSeq, a predicted model, not a curated record